UCAGGAAGCUGAGCUGACCGCCAAAGCCCCUGGCCCAGCACCAGCCAACAGGCCGCCAAGCAAAACACACGGCGCGGGGGCCUGCGGUUACAGCGCGGCCCAGCAACACCCUCUUCAGACCAAGCCCGCUCCGCCUGGCCGCAGGCUCCGCCCCCUCUCCGGCCCCGCCCACGAGGCGGUGGAGGACGCACACCGCCUCCCGCCCGCCCCGCCUCCUGCCGCAGACCGGAAGUCCGGGCUUCCCACAGUGCCCCGCGCGCGCGGCGGGCAUGGUAACAAGUCCCUGAGUUCCCCACGCUGGUUUGGUGGCGGUGUGUCGACACCGUGUUCCCGUGACACGAGCUUUACGGCGCCGGGCCAGCAGUCAUCGGCCCGAGCGAUGGCGCUAUUCCGGGGAGUGUGGGGCGUGCUGAGAGCACUGGGGCGCACAGGGGUCGAGAUGUGCGCGGGCUGCGGGGGCCGCAUACCUUCGCCUAUCAGCCUUAUCUGUAUUCCGAAGUGUUUUGCCAGCUUGGGUAAUUAUCCAAAGAAACCUAUGACUUCAUACCUUCGAUUUUCUACAGAACAGCUACCCAAAUUUAAAGCUAAACACCCAGAUGCAAAACUUUCAGAACUGGCUAGAAAAAUUGCAGCCCUGUGGAGGGAGCUACCGGAAGCAGAGAAAAAGGCUUAUGAAGAGGAUUUUAAAGCUGAGUGGAAGGUAUAUAAAGAAGCUUUGGGCAAGUAUAAAGAACAACUAACUCCAAGUCAACUGAUGGGUUUUGAGAACGAAGCCCGGCAGAAACGUUUAAAAAAGAAAGCACAAAUAAAGAGAAGAGAAUUAAUUUUGCUUGGAAAACCAAAAAGGCCUCGGUCAGCAUAUAACAUUUAUGUAUCUGAAAGCUUCCAGGAAGCGAAGGAUGAGUCGGCUAAGGAAAAAUUGAAGAUUGUAAAUCAGGCUUGGAAAAAUCUGUCUUCCGAGGAAAAGCAGUCAUAUAUUCAGCUUGCUAAAGAUGAUAAGAUUCGUUACGACAAUGAAAUGAAGUCUUGGGAAGAGCAAAUGGCUGAAGUUGGACGAAGUGAUCUCAUCCGUCGCACUGUGAAACGAUCAGGAGACCUCUCUGAGAAUUAAGAUAGAAGAUGGAGUUGUCAUUGGAAUUAGGCACAAGAAACCAGCUAGGUCUCAAAGCCUUAAAUUGUCAAACUAGAAAGGAUAAAGUUGGUUAACCUUUGACAUUCAGUUCAUUUUUUGUAGCCUUGGACUUCUGCCCAUUGAAUGCAUUUCUAUUAACAUUUUGAGCCUUGACAGUAGAAGAUCAUGCUGAGUUCUGCCUUUUGCUUAAGAGCUGGAAUGGAGACUGUCCAUGCAUUUGCAUGCAGUGGUGAACCAUUCUGCAUUUGAUGGAGUAGAUAGACUAUGAAGUGACUUUCACACUGGUGACAGUUGGUGUGGCUUUGUGAAGUUUUUACACUGAUGACAGUUACAUAUGGGUGUGCCCCUUGUGCCCCAUGCCAGAGCUGCUCUCGCAGCUGUGGCAGAGCUAUGAAUAAUUGCUUUUCAAAGAACCUUCCAGAUGAAGUGAUUCCUAGACAUAAAUCAUGUGUAGAGUUGAUGUUUGUACAUAAUAAGUGAUUGUUAAUGUCCUGAUAGCAUUUUAUAUUAGGAACAGAGAGAUUUACAAAUCUUUUUCAAAUUAAGAAAUUAUGUACCAAGUCUAUGCAUAUGUUUUUAUUGCAUAGAAUAAAAACUCUAAUUUUCCAAA
This is a messenger RNA of Mastomys coucha (southern multimammate mouse), 1742 nucleotides long. It is a transcript of the gene Tfam, whose product is annotated as transcription factor A, mitochondrial. The coding region runs from base 380 to 1111 and encodes 243 amino acids. Gene Ontology annotation, molecular function: transcription cis-regulatory region binding. NCBI's taxonomy places the organism in Eukaryota, Metazoa, Chordata, Mammalia, Rodentia, Muridae. The transcript is spliced from 7 exons. The record is from RefSeq and is a predicted model, not a curated record.